UUCUAACUCUCAAAAUGGCUAAGACGAAUAAGGGUCCGAAAGCGAACGUAUCGUGGGUGAAACCAGCAGAACCGUCAUUUUUAAAGAAAUUCAAGAACGAUGUUGGCUUUAAGGAAGGACCCACCGUUGAUACCAAGCGUUUAGAGAUGCCAGCCUUGGAGGAUGACAGUGGCAGUGAUCGUGAAGAUGAGCUGCCUCAAGUUGUCAUUCUCAAAAAGGGAGAUUUGAGCGCUGAAGAAGUGUUACAGAUAAAAGAGGUAAAGGAUGGUACAGAUAAAGAAGACAAGCCUCCUGCGGACGGAAAGAUCCUGUUCAAGAAGCCCACGAAGCGCUCCUCUGACAAGUUCCAGGGCAUCACCGCCAGCUCUAACAACAACAAGAAGAAGAAGAGUGAAGGAGGAGAUGAAGAGAAAAAGGAGGAGAAGUCUGAAAAGAAGGUGAAGAACAAGAGUCUUCUCUCUUUCGGAGAGGAUGAGGAUGAGGACUAGAAGUUAAUUCACCGCAGGGAUUUCAGACUAGAGCAAUCAACCGCUCGUGGAUGAUGGAACUGAUCUACUGCGGUUGUUGGUUUUUACUAUGGGCAAAAAGACCCAACAUAGAAUAGCUCCACAUCGUAGUUUGUCCCACUAGACUAAGAUCCUUAGACAUUACGGGUCAUCCCCUCUUUUUUGGAGGUGGAAUCUGGACAUGUAUGUGAAACAAACCCCUUCAAUCACAUUCACGAACAAAGAUCUUUUAGAUUACAUAAGAUGCAUGCUGUUAUUCUUUGUCGACUAUAAGACAUGUCUCGGCUGUUGGAAAUGUUGUAUAGUGACUCACUGUGGGCCUAUUAUCCAUCCAUUACAACUGUAGUCAUCCGUCCUUCAGUGGAUCCUCUGCACUUUUUCAUAUAGCCAACACAGUCUGGAUCGAAGAUUUUAUCAAGGUAACCCGUGUGACACCAGCUACUAAAGAAGAAAGCAAUGAGCUGGUGGCUUUUGGUUAAAAAAAAUAUAUAUAGUCUGGAGCAAUGUGAUACUUUUCUACAGUCAAUAAUUCAUUGGAUGUACAAAUCUGUUUUAGCUUUGACAACGGAGCGUCACAAGAUGUCUUUAGUUAAACCACUGCGUUGUUUUGAUGCCGAGGUGUUGGAUUUUUCUGUGAUUGUAUUGUGUGGUUUUUUUAUGAUGGUGUUUAGUUGAAUAAGUUUGAAAUGUAACUAUUAAAAUACACGAAGGCCUUACGAUUA
Oncorhynchus tshawytscha (Chinook salmon) is the source of this 1228-nucleotide messenger RNA. RefSeq names its product KIAA1143 ortholog. The transcript is spliced from 3 exons. NCBI's taxonomy places the organism in Eukaryota, Metazoa, Chordata, Actinopteri, Salmoniformes, Salmonidae. Bases 15 to 488 code for a protein of 157 amino acids. The record is from RefSeq and is a predicted model, not a curated record.